CGCACACGCACUGAGUGACCAAUUCAUCUUCAGAUUUACCGCUUCUUAAAAGUGUUGCCCUAAAACACAUGCAUAAUGUCAACAAACGGCAAGACCUCGAGAAUAUUACAGUUCAUGGCCCCAGAUGAGCGCCGUCAGUUUGGAAUCGAGACUCCAUUCCACCGUCUGGCUUGGCAAAUGCGAGACAUAUUAGGAGAUGGAGGAAUUCUCAAAGAGGUCGUCCAUGCAGGGGAAGGUCCACCGGUUCCCAAGCAUGCCUCCGUAUCAAUUCAUUUCUCUGGUUUCAUUGAGUACUCUGACGCACCAUUCGAGACAACCAGCCACCUUAAAUAUCCACGAAUGAUGAAGCUUGGUAGAGAUGUUACUUUGUAUGGCCUGGAGCUCGGCCUUCUUACAAUGAAGAAAGGUGAGUUCUCUCGUUUUCUCUUCAAGCCCAAAUAUGCCUAUGGGGACCUGGGGUGCCCCCCGCACAUACCUCCAUUAGCCACGGUCCUCUAUGAGGUGCAAGUCCUCGACUUCCUGGACUCGGCACAAGUGGAUGAAUUCAUGGAUUUGAGUAGGGUAAGAUUGAAUGCUUUUAGCUUGCUCAUUUUGUUAGUUUGUGGAGUCCCAGAUGAUCAAUUCUCCAUUGUUCGUCAGGAUGAGCAGAACAGUGUUUCUCUGUCCACAUUUCUGAAUGUACUGGACACGCAGCGGAGCUUUGGAAACCUCUGCUUCAAUAAGAAGCGCUAUGAAGAUGCUCGAGAGAGAUACAAGCAGGCCAUGACACUUUUGCAAAAUCGUGAGCUGUUGGAUGAUGAAGAGAAGCAGCGUCUUGAGGAAAUGAAAUUGCCUUUCCUGCUCAACCUCUCACUCACGUACCUCAAACUGGAGAAACCUCAGAAGGCCCUUUGCUACGGUCAGAAAGUGCUGGACAUCAAUCCUCAGAACACUAAAGCGCUCUUCCGCUGCGGCCAGGCCUGUUUGGAAAUGAGCGACUAUGAGAAGGCUCAAGAUUAUCUUACACUCGCUCAGGCGAAAAAGCCUUUUGACCCUGACAUCAACACCUUGCUGAAAAAGCUUGCUCUCUGCUACAAGGACUAUUUGGACAAAGAGAGAGAGAUGUGCUCCAAGAUGUUCUCAGGUUUAAAGCGGAUGGAAAAGUGAAGAUUGCAGUGUCCAUGGUGGUGGUCUUUACCCUUUUUCAAAUCCCCCAGACUGACCACAAGUGGGAAAUAUAAACCCAACAAAAUGUAAUUUUGGCUCGAGUGGGCAACAUUGCCUCAAAUGUUUUCAUAAUUUUAAUUGAUUAUAGUUCACUUUUAUUUUGCAUUAUUUGUGUUUGAUAUAAUAUAUAUGUAUGUAUAAUUUAUUUUCGUUUUUUGACAUGGGUGUCAGCACUAUGCUAUGUAUGUUAACUUAAGAAAAGCUUUAUUAUGACAGAAAGUCAAGAUUUGUAGUGUUAUGUUCAGUAUUACAUUCAGUACUCUACAUAGAGCAUCAGAAGUUGUUCAUUAUUUCAUUUUUUUCUCAAUUUCAUAUAUAUAUUUAUUUAUUUGUUUUAUUUUAUUUUUUACUUUUUGUAUGCCAUGCAAUGCAUGUGCUGUCUUGAUUUUACUUAUUUUCAUUAUAAGUCCACUGUGUCAUGACUGGCAAAUUAUUUUGUGUGUUAACAUGUAAACAAUAAGUUUACUUAUUGCUCUUGCUCAGAGUUUUGAAUUUUCCUUAGAUUUAUAUGGAAAUUAAUAAUACACACACAUUUUGUUUACUCUAAUAAAAAGUGAACAAAACUGUCAAUAUACACUGUAUAUAUAAAGUUUA
Messenger RNA from Carassius auratus (goldfish), 1800 nucleotides. Its product is annotated as inactive peptidyl-prolyl cis-trans isomerase FKBP6-like. Gene Ontology annotation, cellular component: cytoplasm. Gene Ontology annotation, biological process: spermatogenesis; piRNA processing. The transcript has 7 exons. Lineage: Eukaryota; Metazoa; Chordata; Actinopteri; Cypriniformes; Cyprinidae. Gene Ontology annotation, molecular function: peptidyl-prolyl cis-trans isomerase activity; Hsp90 protein binding. The record is from RefSeq and is a predicted model, not a curated record. The coding region runs from base 76 to 1146 and encodes 356 amino acids.